AUGGUUAAAAGAGCUUUUAGAAGUUUUGGAAGAAAUUACGAGCUUUCUGGAGAAGAAAAAUUUUAUUUCUUCACUUCAAGAACACGCAAGUAUCCAAAUGGGAGCCGUCCAGCUUGCACUGCUGGUGGUGGAUAUUGGAAAGCCAAAGGGUCUGAAAAGAAAAUCUACAAUGAUGAUGAGCUAGUGGGAGUGAAAAAAACUUUGGUAUACUAUAGAGGAAAGGCUAAAAAAAAUGGUGUAAAGACUGACUGGACAAUGCAAGAGUAUAUAAGUGAGAUCACAACUUGCAAGUCUGGUGAUUCAAUGAAGCUUGAUGAUUGGGUCUUAUGCUGCAUUCAUAAGAAAAGAGGUGCUGUAGAUAAUCCUCAUAAGCUACAAAAAAUUUCUCAAGCUCAAUCAGACAUGCCAACUGAACAAUAUAUAAAUAAUAAUCAAAGCUAUCAGACUUUUAUUGACUCAAAUGGUAGCUAUGGUAAUGUCAUUAUGGCACAACUAUUAGUAGCAGCACCAGAUAUGCAAAUUACUGAAUUUAAUGGUAGUAUGGUCCCACCAUUAGCAGUAGAACCAAGUGUGCAAAUUACACCAAGCAUACAAUCGACUGAACUUAAGGAUAUGGUCGCAUCAUCAGCAAUAGCAUCAAGAGAAGCCUAUGCUGAGCUAAUGGAUAAUCAUGGUUACAUGGUACAAAAACCAGCAAUAUCUCCAACUGAGUCAAUGACUAAUUUUAAUUAUAUGGCACCACGAUUUGUAGCAGCACCAAUCGAACAAAUGAUUGACUUCAAUGAUAUGAUACAGCUCUCUGAAAUUGCUAAUUUCAAUACUAUGAGACUACCAUCACCAUAUGCACCAAUGAUUGAAUAUAAUGGGAUCAUGAGCAUUCGCAAUAAUCAUUCAACUGAGCAAGGUUUCCAGCAGAACUUGAGCGAUGCAACAACAUCUGGCAGAGAUCAUGUGGAUCAGUUUGAAAUGGCAUAUGGUGAAAGAGAUAGUCAUAGAUCCAAUGAAACUACUUUGUUAUCAGCCAGCAAUUGA
Molecule: messenger RNA, 1032 nt
Organism: Elaeis guineensis (African oil palm)
Lineage: Eukaryota; Viridiplantae; Streptophyta; Magnoliopsida; Arecales; Arecaceae
Source: RefSeq, a predicted model, not a curated record